CCGCCCCGCGCUGAGGCACCGCCGCCACGUGACCGCGCAGGGCCGGCGAGCGAAGAUGGCUGCAGCUGAGGGACCCUCCUUUUGGCUGGGGAAUGAGACUUUGAAAGUGCCUGUAGCGCUCUUUGCCUUGAACAGAAGACGGCUGUGUGAACGCCUGAGACAGAAUAAGGAUGUCCAGAAGAAUUCAAUUGUUCUGCUGCAGGGUGGAGAAGAAACCCAGAGAUACUGUACUGAUACUGGUAUUGUGUUUCGCCAGGAAUCUUACUUUCACUGGACUUUUGGAGUAACUGAAGCAGGCUGCUUUGGAGCAGUAGAUGUUGAUACUGGAAGAUCUAUGCUUUUUGUUCCACAACUCCCUGAAAGCUAUGCUGUUUGGAUGGGAAAGAUUCAUCCCCCUGAAUUCUUCAAGAACAAAUAUGCUGUGGAUGAAGCCCACUAUGUGACCGAGAUAUCCAAUGUGUUGGCUUUGAAGAAACCUGCUGUACUUCUCACUUUGCGUGGUGUUAAUACUGAUAGUGGAAAUGUCUCCAAAGAAGCUUCGUUUGAGGGGAUCAGCCAAUUUAACGUGAACAACAAAAUUCUUCAUCCUGAAAUUGCAGAAUGUCGUGUCAUUAAGACAGACAUGGAGUUGGAAGUUCUGCGCUACACCAAUAAAAUCUCCAGUGAAGCUCAUAAAGAGGUAAUGAAGGCUGUAAAAGUGGGAAUGAAAGAAUACGAGAUGGAGAGCCUGUUCCAGCACUACUGCUACACUCGAGGUGGCAUGCGCCACACUUCCUACACUUGCAUCUGUGGCAGUGGGGAGAACUCGUCUGUUUUGCACUACGGCCAUGCUGGAGCCCCAAAUGAUAAAACUAUUGAAGAUGGAGACUUAUGCCUGUUUGAUAUGGGAGGAGAAUAUUACUGCUAUGGCUCUGACAUCACCUGCACCUUCCCUGCCAAUGGCAAGUUCACUGCUGACCAGAGGGCUGUCUACGAGGCCGUGCUGAAGGCGUCACGGGCUGUGAUGAAAGCAGUCAAGCCAGGGGUCUCCUGGCCUGACAUGCACCGUCUGGCUGACAGAGUCCAUCUGGAGGAGCUGACUAGAAUUGGCAUUCUGAAAGGCAAUGUAGAUGACAUGGUGAAGGUUCAUCUGGGUGCAAUAUUUAUGCCACACGGACUUGGACACCUACUUGGAAUCGACGUGCACGAUGUUGGAGGCUACCCAGAGGGCGUGGAGCGCAUCGACGAGCCGGGGCUGCGCAGCCUGCGCACCGCGCGCCGCCUGCAGCAGGGCAUGGUGCUCACCAUCGAGCCGGGCAUCUACUUCAUCGAGCACCUCCUGGAGCAGGCCCUGCAGGACCCUGCACAGUCCUGCUUCAUCAACAGCAGCGUCCUGCAGCGCUUCAGAGGAUUCGGCGGGGUGCGGAUCGAGGACGACAUCGCGGUGACAGCCACCGGGAUGGAGCUGCUCACGUGUGUCCCACGGACUGUGGAAGAAAUAGAGGCUUUCAUGGCAGAAGGCCAGAGCAGGGCCAAAUCAUUUGACUGCCUCUCCGGCCAAAAGCAGUAAACUUCAGGAUGACACUUAUUGCCUCAACUAAUCAGUCCUCAUUCUGAUUUAAUGCUGCAGCAUAUAAAAUAAAAUGCAUCCAAUUCUUAAUGUCAAGAGAGGCAGGCAGGCUAUCAGCUGGAAAAAUUCCUGCAUUAAGAAUGAAUGUAGAAGGCCCAGGUAACUCAACUGCUGCUUGGAAUCAGCAGUUUACGUGACCGAGUGGCAGCUAAAUAGCCCUGCUGCCUUAUCAGUGGGGUUAUACUUCUGUCAGGUCUCAGCUCAGAUGUAUCUUGCAAUUAAAUCUGAAUUUUGAUGAUUUCAUUCUAAAAUACUCUAAAAUACCAAAUAGAUUAAAAUACCAAAUGGAUUAAAAUACCAGAUCUGAAAGCUAUGAGCAGUUGUAAUACUCUUAAGUCCUUUUUUAAAUUUCAUCACAAGUGCUGUGAAAAACAGAAAUAAAAAUCAGUUGUUCUCAGUGGACAUAAUGACACAUAUUUUUCAUAUGGAACUGUAUCCAUCCAGCAAGCAGAAUCAAAUUUUUAUUAAAAUUCACCUUGGCAUCAUUUAUGUUCACAACUUUGUGGUCAUUAUGCUUUUCUGCUCCAGUUUCUGCUUCUUUAUCUGACCCUACUACCAAUUGGUGUUCUGUAAAUGUUGAUCCUUUGCUAGUCAGUUUUCUGCUCUGGAUAGUGGCUGUACUGAUCCUUCAUACACAGCCUGUGCUCCUUAGAUUUGUUCAUCUAUUAGCUCCUUAAAAACAUCGAUUGCUAUGGUGUUUGUGGCCCUUAAAAGUUGAAAGAAGGUAAUAUCUUUGCUGCAAGGCUUGUGGUCAUUCAGCAGCAUAUGCUGUGCAGCAUGAUAGAGUUGUGUUUAACUGUUCAGUGUUAGUUCAGAAUGCAAUUAUAUAAAUUUUAUUUGGAUACCUUACAAAUAUAUUAUUGGUCACAAAAUGACUGUUCUCUCCACUCAUGCAAGAUUUAAAUUACUAAGAGAAGCUUUUCUUUACUGUAGGUAUUCAUCAGCUUGCAGGAUAAUAAAUAGAUUUCUUGCAUCAUAAAAUAGCACUAGGUGCUGGUAACUACAUAAAAAUAAUCUUUCUCACUCUACAUACACAUCAAAACUCCUGUUCAGUAUUCAGAUUCUGUUGCAGUUUGACUGCAAACCACUUCAGAACAUCCCCAUGCUGUGCUGGGGGUAGCUGAAGCCACAGCAGAGCAUCGGGGUUUUCCUGGAUCUCACUGCCUGCCAGGUGAGGAUUGUCCCACUGCAGGGAUGGGCUGAGUUGAUAUCUCAGCAUCUUGGUGUGAGCAGCUCAGUUCUGUUGCUCACACCAGGCCAUAACACGUGGGUGGUGGGAUCGACCGUGAGCUCCUGCAAGUGCCCUGUCUCACAUGGGCUUGGGUGGGGUCAGAAACCACUGCUGCUGCCUUUGUGCCCCCCCAGGAAUGGGUUUAGACCUGGAAUAAUUUCCUUAAAAAUCAUUUGCUUUGCUCUAGGAGAGCUCUUUUUGCUCAGUGGGUUGCUCUGUGUGACAAGAACCUGCUCUUUAUUCCCAAGAGCUUGGUGAUCCCUUGCUGUGUAGGAAACUUCAUGUGGGAGACCAAAGAAACAUUGUGAAACAAUCCAGAGGACUCACUCAAUUAAUAAAUAAGUCUAUUUACAUUUU
Messenger RNA from Hirundo rustica (Barn swallow), 3197 nucleotides. It is a transcript of the gene PEPD, whose product is annotated as peptidase D. Gene Ontology annotation, molecular function: metalloaminopeptidase activity; manganese ion binding. The transcript has 15 exons. Lineage: Eukaryota; Metazoa; Chordata; Aves; Passeriformes; Hirundinidae. Bases 56 to 1549 code for a protein of 497 amino acids. The record is from RefSeq and is a predicted model, not a curated record.